AUGCCUCUGCCAAAAUGCCUCAGGCGCCCGGUAGUGCGUCCAGCCGCGUCCGCGGGCCAAUCGCAACGGAAAAAGUGUCGCAUGUGCAACCAUCUCGACCCGAGAGGCCACGCCAACUCCGUCUACGAAACUGAGGCUGUGAAAGAGCCUCGUGCGAGUUUGAGCCUUGUGCUGGAUGCGUUGAGCCUCGCAAAGGUCACGGAAAGUGGGUGUAGAUUUUGCUAUGUUGUGGUCCUUGUGCUAGAUGCUUUCUUCAGUGGAUGGAGAAGUGCAAGAGCUAGAGUGCAUGUUGAUAUUAAAGAGAAGGCUACAAUUAAGAUUACGCUUGGUGGGAAGCGCUGGAAGGAUGAGAUUGCGGAGAUUUAUGCCGCACCAGCGACACGUCCUCCAUGGCCUACUCUAGGCUCUGCCCACCACAUACCGGUCAACUCAGGAUCUGAUGACACUUUCAACUUCAUUAGACGUUGCAUAACAGGUUGCAUCGGGAACCCAAAACAUACAGCAUGCAAGUUUCCUUGUCCUUCGGCUUUCUCGCCUCCCAAACGUCUCCUCGACGUAGGCAAGAGUUCUUCGCCAAUCAGGCUCAUCGACACACAAUGCAAGAACUUUCAGUAUGCUGCUCUGUCGCAUUGCUGGGGAUCCUCCCAGCCGCUAGUUUCAACAAAAGAAACCUGGCCUAAAAUGUCGGUCAACAUGUCCUUUGAUACCUUUCCACCGCUAUUCCAAGAUGCCAUCAUUAUCACCCGUCAGCUCGGCUUACGCUACUUGUGGAUCGAUAGCCUUUGCAUUAUUCAAGAUUCAGUUCGAGACUGGGAGACCGAGUCAGCGAAGAUGGGGAGCAUCUACCAAAACAGCUACAUCACUAUUGCCGCAACGCAGUCUGCGAAUAGUAGUAUACGAUGCUUAGUCGAAAGGCGAAAGCCUGUGAAAAUACCAUACAACAACACCACUGGAAAACAAUUUGCGCUGAGAGCGCGAAAGAUCCUGGACCAUCAUCCAAGCCAUGCCCCUGGCGGAGGUCCUGCAAAACCAGUUGGUCCACUUAUGUCACGUGCCUGGGCGCUCCAGGAGCAUGUUCUCAGCACAAGAAUACUACACUACACCGCAACAGAAUUGCUAUUCGAGUGCAAAACUUCGUAUCGAUGCGAGUGUAUGCCGGAGCGCAGGGCCUACCCCACCACGCCCUCCCUGAUCCCAAAAGCGGUGGCUAGCAAGAAAACAGAUGCCGUGUGGCAGGCGUGGCAACGCAUCAUCGAACAUUACACUGCACGCCAUCUCACCGUUGCUACAGACAAAUUCCCUGCAAUAUCUGGUAUCGCGAGUAAGAUUAGAAAAGCAACACACUCUGAAUAUCUCGCCGGACUCUGGAAACACAACUUGGCUUCCGACAUGCUAUGGCAUGCCAAUCGGUCAAAUACUGCUUGUCCAAAUAAUUUUGCGCCAGAUAAUUGGCGUGCCCCUUCUUUCUCCUGGGCAAGCUUAGAUGUGCCUAUAACAUAUACGCUGCUGGAUGAAGAGGAGCGCGAAACAUUUAAACCCAUAGUAACUAUUGUCGAUUGCAAGGUCACUCCUACUGGGCUCAACCCACUAGGUGCCAUUUCUAGCGGCUCUCUUACUCUGCGGGGUUCCACAAUAUCUUGCAUGUUGUCUGCGGAAAAGAAUCGCGGGGCAUGGGAGUACGAUCUUAUCAUCAAGGGCACGAGUACCAUACGUAUGACACAUGACUCCUUACUCUCUGCAGCGAAGUUUGAGGAUAGUAACGGAGAAAAGCAACUGACGGUGCGUCGAGCGCUGACUACUGACACCGUAUGUCGGUUUGAGGGGACGGUCAUGUGCUUGGGCGUUGCUCGGUACGACAAUGUUGUUGCGGGUCUUGUGCUGGGGAUGUCGGCUCAGCACUCCCCAGCGUGGGAGCGACUCGGCACUUUUGCAGCAGGCACGGAAACGAUUGAGCGGUGUGAAGAGAUGGAUUUGGUUCUUGUGUGA
Molecule: messenger RNA, 1986 nt
Organism: Bipolaris oryzae ATCC 44560
Lineage: Eukaryota; Fungi; Ascomycota; Dothideomycetes; Pleosporales; Pleosporaceae
Exons: 2
Coding region: 1-1986 (661 amino acids)
Source: RefSeq, a predicted model, not a curated record